CAAACCAGGAAGUAAUGUCAUUUUACACAGGCAGUGUUCUGGAGGCUUGUCUCCCAUAACAGGGGCCAUAUUAUCUAUAAAUAUGAGGGGAGCAGCAGUGGAAGGAUACCCCAGAUGAUGUCCUUGGGACGAAACGCGUUGGGAGGACCCCACUGUUGCUACUACUUUGCACAAAUCGCUUGUACAUCCAUCUAAAUGGAAACAGCAUGCGACUUUUGGUUAAGAGGUUUCAGAAAUAGUACUUAGACGACUACAGACGACAAGGAAGAUGUACGUUGUUUUCACUAGCAAUCAACUUGAGCUGUUGUGCAGAAUUAUUUCCUAAAAGGCUAAAACAAGAAAUGGUUUUAGUUCCCAAGGCUACACAGACUUUUUAAGAAAACUCUUUAGACUGCUGAAGAAAACCUGUAAGCUUAAUGUACAACAAUGAAUACUGAAACAGGUACCUAUGAUGUAUCUCCAGUUGUUUCUGUCCCUGAACUGGGUAAGGAUCACAAGUACCACGUUUUCAUCAGCUACAGCAGUGGAGAUUCUGUCUGGGUUUCAAAUCUCAUUCAUAUACUAGAGAAGACUUUUCCUACCGUGAAGAUCUGUUUUCAUGAAAGGGACUUUGUCCCAGGGAAGACCAUUAUAGAUAAUAUGAUUGAGUGCAUCCAGAGCAGCCAAAAGACUGUGAUGGUGCUGAGUCCAGACUUUGUACGCAGCCGCUGGUGCCUCUUUGAAGCCAACUUGUCUUUGUUCCAGGACUGUAUCACUCAUAAGGACAUUGUUCCCAUUAUGCUGAAGCCAUGUCAAUUGCCUUUACAUCUAUGUCAUUUAACUUACUUGGAAACCGAUGAUGAGCAAUUCUUUCAUAAACUAUCCCAAGUGCUUUUCAGCAACAAUGACCAAGUGGCCCAUUCUUUAAUCCAUUAUCAGUCAUCUUUAUUAUACAGUGGAAAGACUCUUCUUACCUUGACUGCUGUGAAUGAAGAAAGUGAAAGCUGGCAGCCAGGGGUAUUUUCUUCUACCCCUGUUCCUGAUUCACUUAGGGCAGUUGUGGAUAACCCGCAAACAUACAAGCAAGCUAUAGAGAUUAUUAAUGAUGUUAGACCACCUACAUCUUGCAUUCGUUUUACUGCAUGCAGGGUGAUAAUUUGUGUUUUCUGUGUAUUAUUGACAAUGUUUGGUAUUGUUCUCUCUGCUGCGAUUGGCAUUACCUCACAAUAUAUACAAGUUUGUCCUAGGGUUUUACUGGCUUUGCCUCUUGGAAUUGCUGCUGCGAUCUGUGUACCCACCAUAUUCAUCAAAACUGUUUGCUGGAAUAAACAAAAAGCAAAGACAAUCAUUCAAGCAAUGAAAAAGAAGGCUUGUCAAGCAAAUCUGCUCCUAAAUAACAGUUCCCUCUUGGUUGGUACUUCUUCUAAGUCACAGCUAUUUUUUGUGUACGUUAAGUUAAGUGAUUGCAAAAAAACUUUCCAAACUGUCUUUGGUUGUGUAUUGAGCAAAAAUAUGUGGGAAAAAUCAAUUUCAACAUAUUCUUCAGAUUAUGCCUGCUGCUUAGCCAAGAAACAUUUUCCAUUCAACUCUACAGAACCCCCUGGACACCUUAAAGAUGGCAUCUGUUUCUGUCAGUAUGUAGCUGCUCAAAUGAAAAAUGACUAAAAGGAACCGAAAGUGUGUUCGUGUAGACUGGAGAAAGAAUGAUGGACAAUACCAAAUACUUUAAUGUGCCCCCCAGCCCCCUUGACUUUUAGUGCUUUUGUCAUCCAGUGAAUGCCAUAGUACCAAGGAGACCACUCACCUUAUGGAAUAUAUAAUAUCCUGAAAUUGUAGAAUACAUUCUUCUGUGUGUACGCGGCAUAAGAGUGCAUGGAUACCCAUCCAUUACGAUCACAUGAAAAUAAAUAUUAUCAGUUCAAAAAAUAAAAAAGAAUCUUUUGACCAAAACUAAUGUAUUUUAGUUUUUUUAGUUUUUUAGAUACUGGAAAGAUAAACUACCCUUUAGUUGAAAGAAUUAGUCGACCAAAAUUAAUGUAUUU
Molecule: messenger RNA, 2021 nt
Organism: Rana temporaria (common frog)
Lineage: Eukaryota; Metazoa; Chordata; Amphibia; Anura; Ranidae
Exons: 3
Coding region: 427-1644 (405 amino acids)
Biological process (GO): immune response; inflammatory response; toll-like receptor signaling pathway
Cellular component (GO): membrane
Molecular function (GO): transmembrane signaling receptor activity
Source: RefSeq, a predicted model, not a curated record